AUGAAGCCUUCUGCGCAGUCAGGGCGGGGCCAGGCCGUGCACAGGCAGGUCGACCCGGAGACAGAGACCAGCACAGGGGAGCCCAGACUUAAAUUCAACGACGACAUCAAACCAGGACCCAACCUACAACGCUGUGAGCCUCUGUCGGGCAGAUCCACGGAGAGCAGACGCAGAGAGUCCAUUGUCAAAACCUCAAACUGGAAAAGAAACAAAAACCCACUCUCUCCGGUCUCCACGCUCCAAGAAGCUUUUGGAGGAGAGGCCAUGUCCACUCUUCUGCGCUGCGUGUCGUCUUCUGCCGCGCUCCUUCGGCACGGCAAGCGGCUGAGACUUUCCACCAAGAGACAGUUCAGGACCUUUCCAGUCUUAUGGGACCAAAGCGUUUCCAAAGGGGUCCCAUACAAAGACCUGGUGGUGGGCGUCCCAAAGGAGACCCUGCUGAAUGAGCGGCGUGUGGCCCUGUCCCCGGCCGGAGUGCAGGCUCUGGUCAAACAGGGCUUCCAGGUGCAGGUGGAGUCUGGAGCCGGAGAUGCCUCGCAGUUCUCAGACCAGCUGUACAGAGACGCGGGGGCCUCCAUCACGGACGUCUCUGGUGCGCUGGGGUCAGACCUGGUCCUCAAGGUGCGGGCCCCCACUCUCCUGGAGGUGGAUCUGCUGAAGCCCAAGUCCACCCUGGUCAGCUUCAUUUACCCGGCUCAGAACCAGGAGCUCAUGUCCAAACUGUCAGAGCGUCAGAGCACGGUGCUCGCCAUGGACCAGGUGCCGCGCGUCACCAUCGCACAGGGAUACGACGCACUCAGCUCCAUGGCUAACAUCGCCGGGUACAAGGCGGUAAUUUUGGCUGCAAACCAUUUUGGUCGCUUCUUUACCGGACAGAUCACAGCGGCUGGAAAAGUCCCUCCAGCCAAAGUGUUGGUCAUCGGAGGUGGAGUUGCAGGUUUAGCCGCAGCAGGAGCCGCUAAAUCCAUGGGAGCCAUCGUGAGGGGCUUUGAUACCAGACCGGCGGCCCUGGAGCAGUUCAAGUCGUUUGGCGCUGAGCCUCUGGAGGUGGACAUAAAGGAGUCUGGUGACGGAGUGGGAGGCUACGCCAAAGAGAUGUCCCCAGAGUUCAUUGCGGCGGAGAUGGCCCUGUUUGCCAAGCAGUGCAAAGAGGUGGACAUCCUCAUCAGCACCGCGCUGAUCCCAGGAAAACCUGCUCCGCUCUUGAUCAAGAAGGAGUUUGUGGAGUCCAUGAAGGAGGGCUCUGUGGUGGUGGAUCUGGCGGCUGAAGCCGGAGGGAACAUUGAGACGACCAAACCAGGAGAGCUGCACGUCUACAAGGGCGUGACCCACAUCGGCUACACUGACCUCCCCAGCCGGCUGGCGACUCAGGCCAGCACUCUGUACUCCAACAACGUGCUGAAGCUCCUCAAAGCCAUCAGUCCAGACAAGGAGGUGUUCCACUACGAACCUGUGGAGGAGUUUGACCACGGCACCCUCGACCACGUCAUCAGGGGAACCAUCGUCAUGAAGGAGGGCCAGAACAUGUUCCCUGCUCCUCUGCCCAAGACUGUUCCUGCGGCUCCAGUCAAAGCAAAGUCAGUCGCUGAGAUCGAGAAGGAAAAAGCUGCUUCUGUUUCUCCCUUCAACAAAACCAUGACAUCUGCCAGUAUUUACACUGCAGGCAUCUCCACUUGUCUGGGCCUGGGUCUCGUGUCGCCAAACGCUGCCUUCACUCAGAUGGUCACCACGUUUGGUUUGGCCGGGCUCGUGGGCUAUCACACUGUGUGGGGAGUCACUCCGGCUCUGCACUCGCCACUCAUGUCUGUCACCAACGCCAUCUCUGGUCUGACUGCGGUGGGAGGUCUGGUGCUGAUGGGAGGAGGUCUGACUCCCUCCUCGUUACCGGAGAGUCUGGCUUUGGGGGCAGCGUUCAUCUCCUCCAUCAACAUUGCAGGUGGUUUCCUGAUCACUCAGAGGAUGUUGGACAUGUUCAAGCGGCCCACAGACCCUCCAGAGUACAACUACCUCUACGCUCUCCCUGGAGCCGCGUUCGUCGGUGGAUACGGAGCUUCAGUCGCCGCUGGUUACAGCAUAGAGCAGAUGAUGUACCUGGGCUCAGGCCUGUGCUGCGUGGGGGCUCUGGCCGGUCUGUCGGCUCAGGGCACCAGCCGUCUGGGGAACGCCCUGGGGAUGAUGGGAGUGGCCGGUGGAAUCGCUGCGACGCUUGGAGCCCUCAAACCCUCUCCUGAACUGCUGUCCCAGAUGUCCAUGGCCAUGGCAACCGGAGGAACUCUGGGCAUGACUAUUGCAAAGCGCAUUGAGAUCACGGACCUACCUCAGCUGGUGGCGGCCUUCCACAGUCUCGUGGGUCUGGCCGCGGUGCUCACGUGUGUCGCAGAGUACAUGAUCGAGUUCCCGCACCUCGAGGCUCACCCGGCCGCUGGCAUGAUCAAAACUGUGGCCUACCUCGGCACUUACAUCGGGGGAGUCACCUUCAGUGGCUCCCUGGUCGCCUAUGGGAAACUGCAAGGCCUCCUGAACUCCGCUCCUCUGAUGCUGCCUGGUCGACAUGCCAUGAACGCAGGUCUGAUGGCGGCCUCUAUGGGCGGCAUGAUCCCCUUCAUGCUCACCAACAGCUACAACACAGGGAUGGGCUGUCUGGUCGGAGUGUCCGGUCUCUCCACGGUCAUGGGUGUCACGCUGACUAUGGCCAUAGGGGGCGCUGACAUGCCUGUGGUUAUCACGGUCCUGAAUAGUUACUCUGGCUGGGCACUCUGUGCUGAAGGCUUCCUCCUGGACAACAACCUCAUGACCAUCGUGGGAGCGCUGAUUGGCUCGUCCGGAGCCAUCCUCUCCUACAUCAUGUGUGUGGCCAUGAACCGCUCCCUGCCCAACGUCAUCCUGGGAGGCUACGGCACCACGUCCACCGCUGGAGGGAAGCCCAUGGAGAUCGUGGGCACGCACACUGAGGUCAACGUGGACCAGACCAUCGACAUCAUCAAGGAGGCCAACAGCAUCAUCAUCACCCCAGGACUCUCUAAAGUCCUACAGGCACUGCUCUGGAUGAAAAGCAGAAAUUCAAAAUGUAGACAUUGA
Molecule: messenger RNA, 3078 nt
Organism: Knipowitschia caucasica
Lineage: Eukaryota; Metazoa; Chordata; Actinopteri; Gobiiformes; Gobiidae
Source: the annotation of a GenBank genome assembly